Diversispora eburnea is the source of this 507-nucleotide messenger RNA. The record is from the annotation of a GenBank genome assembly. Lineage: Eukaryota; Fungi; Glomeromycota; Glomeromycetes; Diversisporales; Diversisporaceae.
AUGACCCCUACUCUAAGAUUAUCACCUGACAUACCCGAUUCAUCAUCGCUUCCUCUAAACUUCGAACCGAAGUUUUAUCCGCCGGUCGUUUCCGUUAAAGAUUUUCCUUUAAAAUCUAUUUGCAGUCGUAGUCCUAACUCGUUUUUCGUUUAUCGAAAAGCGUUUUGGCUAAUUCUUCAUUCCCACGGCUAUAAUAUUCCGAUGCUUAAAGCUUCCAAAUUACUAAGUAAAUUUUGGAAGGAAGAAACGACAGAAGUGAAAGAAGCAUAUGCGAGAAUAUCUAGAGAAGUAAAAAGAGAGCAUGAAAAACUUAAAAGGGGAAAAAUUUGGGAAAUAAAUUAUAAAAAAGAUGAUCACGAAAGUGGUCAAUAUAUAACUCGCUUUUCAUUACCAUCCCUAUUACGUCAAGACAUACGUCAUGACAAUAAUAUCAAUGACAACUAUGAUUCAAUGACUAAAAUUAAAUUAUCAGGAACAAUUUCAACCGUUAAAUUUUCAGUUGAAUAA